Molecule: messenger RNA, 8330 nt
Organism: Oryzias latipes (Japanese medaka)
Lineage: Eukaryota; Metazoa; Chordata; Actinopteri; Beloniformes; Adrianichthyidae
Gene: grin2bb
Product: glutamate receptor, ionotropic, N-methyl D-aspartate 2B, genome duplicate b
Biological process (GO): monoatomic ion transport
Cellular component (GO): membrane
Molecular function (GO): ligand-gated monoatomic ion channel activity; signaling receptor activity
Source: RefSeq, a predicted model, not a curated record
CAAGGGUUAAAUCCUGGUUCUCCGACUUUUCUUCAAACUAAACAUGACAACUGAUGUUUUCCUUGUUGGCUCAAAAUCCAUACUGUCUAAAACAUCCCAUUUUUGUCUCCUUCCACUUCCUUUCUGUUUCUCCCUCCCCCCAGGUUAAGAGUGUCCUCUCGUUCUCGUCACAUCUCAACCGUUCCGGCCCACAGCUCCUGCUUUACUUUUGUCCCAAAACAGCAACAGAGGGAGCUGUUGCUUCCUUUAAAGAAUCAGUUGUCUUCACAAUUGUUGCAGCAGCCUGUCUUCACUGUUGCCCUCCCUCCGAUUCACAGUCCUGCCACAGAGGAGCCACCUCCACAUCUCCUUCCCUCCUCCCUCUGUGAGCGCCGCUCUCUUUCCCCCUCUCGAGAGGCGAGGAAGAGGAGCGGAGGGUUGUGCUCCACGCUCCACACCAGAAGUGUGUUUUCGGAUCCACACUGUGCACGGCUGCAGCAGCCAUGCAGACCCGCGUCUGACAGCUGCACUGGCAAAAGGCUGCAGCUCAUCUGAGGGAAGCCGGCGUCUUACUUUGACAAGAAGAUUAAAGAAGACUUACCAGUUGCAGAGAGAGAGAGAGAAGGAGGAGGGGGGGGAUAUAACUGAAAGCCCCCUACCCUCGACUCACUUAACUGAGCAAAAACGGAAGGCUUUGGAGUAUUUAAUUUUUUCUUUCGUUUUAUAUUUUUCUUAUUCCUCAUCGCGGUGCUGGGAGGUGCUUCAUCUUUUCAUAUAGUCUCUCUUUCUGUCAUCUGCCUCCUCAUCUAUUUCUCCAUCUACUUGGUUUACAAUUUCAUAUAUUUAUGACUGAGAGAAAGGAGCGUUCUUUUCAUUGUUUGCCCUCCUUCCACUCCUCAUCGCACCAUUUCUCUUCGGUUCCUCCUUACCAUUUCACCUGAGGCUCAUCCGUCCAUCACCCCCCUCCCACCUCUUGCUGUCUUCAAACUCUGACACGAUGAUAAACUUGGACGAAUUUUCUUCAGACUUUAAAAAAACAAAACCAAACAGCAGCUCCUCAUGAAUGACUUUUUUUCCCCCCUUUCCCUUCUCUUUUGGUCCCUCCACACCCAUUUUAUUUGCGUCACUCUCUUGCGGGAUUCUUAAAUAUUUUUCUAGAGCAGAACGAGGAGCUGGCCGCCGCACAGACGAUCAUGACUGACUAAACUAAGCAAAGACGCAGAGUGACAGAAAGCCCAAGAGGAGACAGGGGAAGGGAAGCGCAGAGAGAAGAAGCGGAGUACAUCUGCUGCUGCUCAUCUCCACGGCAACAGCGCUCCCACACUUGCAGAGUUCUUGAAGGAGACCUCUGCGAGCUGCAUUACCAGCUUUGAAGGAACUGGAUGGAAAGAGGCCUAGUUUUUUCCACACUGACACUCUGACCUCAACUUGAAGAAAAAAAUACUCCUCAGUUCAAUUAGCCUUUUUUUUGGCAGCCAUCAUUCUCCAGCCUCUAUGAAUUCAUUCAACCCAGGUCCACUUUGUGUCAGUUUUUCACACGUGACUUCUUCAGCUCCCAUCCCUUCAUCCGAGGCUAUGAGAGGAGGAGUGGAACCACAGACCUCUCCAUCAUGCCCCUUCUGAAAAGCAGAGCAGAGAUCCGGGCUGGCAAUGUUCAAGGGACGGCAUUUACACUCCUCCACGAUGCUUGUCAGCCUCCCCCCUUCUCCCUCCCACCUCCCGGACAAGCGAUUGGAGUUUCCCUCUCCUCACUAUUCUACUUCUUCAGGCCAGUCGUCCCGCUACCCGCGUCCUCAGCCUCGGUUGACACUUCCCUUCCUGUCCUUCUUCUUGUCUCUGCUCCUCCUUUCCAUCGUUUUAUUGCCGGUCUGCGAGUCUCGGAGGGGUGGAGGUCCAGGAACAGGGCCCGGGGGUUCCCCGGGAGGACAGGGAGGCCACAGGGGUGGCACCAGCCAGAGAGGUGUGAUCAUCCCUCCUCAGUACUCUCCUGGCUCACCAGCGCUCCCCCCUCUCGGUCCUAAAUUGAUUAGCUCCCUCAGCAUUGCUGUCAUUUUGGUGGGGAACUCCAGUGAAGUAACCUUGGGGGCGGGACUUGAGAAAGAGGACUUCCUCCACAUCCCAUACCCCCCCAAAGUCGAGGUGGUCACCAUGAAUGAGACCGACCCAAAGAGCAUUAUCAACCGGAUCUGUGCACAAAUGACCAGGAACUCUCUGCAAGGUGUGGUGUUUGGGGACGACACGGAUCAGGAGGCCAUCGCUCAGAUCCUGGACUUCAUCUCUGCUCAGACACACAUUCCAAUCCUGGGCAUCAGAGGGGGCUCUGCCAUGGUAAUGGCCGCUAAGGACGACCACUCAAUGUUUUUCCAAUUUGGCCCAUCCAUCGAGCAGCAGGCCUCCGUCAUGUUAAACAUCAUGGAGGAGUAUGACUGGUACAUCUUCUCCAUCGUCACCACCUAUUACCCCGGUCACGAGGACUUUGUCAACAAGAUUCGCAGCACCAUUGAGAACAGCUUUGUGGGCUGGGAGUUAGAAGAAGUCCUCCUUCUGGACAUGUCGGUGGAUGACGGAGACUCCAAAAUCCAAAACCAGAUGAAGAAACUGCAGAGUCCCGUCAUCCUCCUCUACUGCACGAAGGAGGAGGCGACCACCAUUUUUGAGGUGGCUCACUCCGUAGGCCUCACGGGUUACGGCUACACCUGGAUCGUGCCCUCGCUGGUGGCUGGAGAUGCAGACCACGUCCCCUCUGUCUUCCCUACAGGUAUUAUCUCAGUGUCAUAUGACGAAUGGGACUACAACAUCGAGGCCAGGGUACGCGACGCCGUGGCUGUCAUUGCCACAGCGACCUCGACCAUGAUUUUGGACCGAGGGCCGCACACGCUGCUGAAAUCCAGCUGCCUUGGGACGCCUGACAAAAAGGGCUCUGGCACCGGCCUUUCCAAGGAAAUCUUGAAGUACCUCAUGAAUGUGACGUUUGAAGGUCGAAAUCUGUCCUUCAGCGAGAAGGGUCACCAGAUGUUUCCCAAGCUGGUCAUCAUUCUGCUGGAUAAGGACCGACAGUGGGACAGGGUCGGCAAGUGGGAAAGAGGCUCCUUGACGAUGAGGUAUCACGUGUGGCCUCGCUUUGAGCUGUACUCGGGAGCGGAGGAGCGGGACGACCACCUGUCCAUCGUGACGCUGGAGGAGGCUCCAUUUGUGAUCGUGGAGGAUGUGGAUCCACUCAGUGGGACCUGCAUGAGAAACACUGUGCCCUGUCGAAAGCAGUUAAAACUCAGCAAUAUGACAGGGGAUUCGGGGAUUUACAUCAAGCGCUGCUGCAAAGGCUUCUGCAUUGACAUCUUGAAGAAAAUUGCCAAAGCCGUCAAGUUCACCUACGACCUCUACCUGGUCACCAACGGGAAACAUGGCAAGAAGGUCAAUGGAACGUGGAACGGCAUGGUGGGAGAGGUGGUGUUAAAGAAAGCCCACAUGGCCGUGGGUUCACUCACCAUCAACGAGGAGAGGUCGGAGGUCAUCGACUUCUCCGUGCCAUUCAUCGAGACUGGCAUCAGUGUAAUGGUCUCCCGUAGCAACGGCACAGUCUCCCCCUCUGCCUUUCUAGAGCCCUUCAGCGCUGACGUCUGGGUCAUGAUGUUCGUGAUGCUGCUCAUCGUGUCGGCCGUGGCCGUGUUCGUGUUCGAGUACUUCAGUCCAGUGGGUUAUAACCGCUGUCUGGCAGAUGGACGAGAGCCUGGCGGCCCCUCCUUCACCAUUGGGAAGGCCAUCUGGCUGCUGUGGGGUCUGGUGUUCAACAACUCUGUUCCUGUGCAGAACCCCAAAGGCACCACCAGUAAGAUCAUGGUGUCGGUGUGGGCCUUCUUCGCUGUCAUCUUCCUGGCCUCCUACACUGCCAAUCUUGCUGCCUUCAUGAUCCAGGAGGAGUACGUGGACCAGGUGUCGGGCUUGUCAGACAAAAAGUUCCAGAAGCCAAACGAAUUCUCGCCGCCUUUUCGCUUCGGCACGGUGCCCAACGGAAGCACAGAACGCAACAUCCGCAACAACUACAGGGACAUGCACACCUACAUGACCAGCUUCCACCAGAAGAAUGUGGACGAGGCCUUGUACAGCUUGAAGACCGGCAAACUGGACGCCUUCAUCUAUGAUGCUGCGGUGCUGAAUUACAUGGCUGGCAGAGACGAGGGCUGUAAGCUGGUGACCAUUGGCAGCGGCAAAGUGUUUGCCUCCACUGGAUACGGCAUCGCCAUCCAGAAAGACUCAGGCUGGAAGCGAGCUGUGGAUCUGGCUAUCUUGAUGCUGUUUGGAGACGGUGAGAUGGAGGAGCUGGAGGCUUUGUGGUUGACGGGCAUCUGCCACAACGAGAAGAACGAGGUGAUGAGCAGUCAGCUGGACGUGGACAACAUGGCGGGGGUCUUCUACAUGCUCGGGGCUGCCAUGAUCCUGUCCCUCAUCACCUUCAUCUGCGAACAUUGGUUUUACUGGCAGCUGCGAUUCUGCUUCAUGGGAGCGUGUUCGGGAACGCCCGGGGUUACCUUUUCCAUCAGCAGAGGUAUCUACAGCUGCAUCCAUGGGGUCCAAAUUGAGGAAAACAAGUCAACCGUAGACUCACCCUCAUCUACUAUCAAGAAGAACAUGAACAACACCCACUCCAAUAUUCUGCGUUUGCUCCGCACUGCCAAAGACAUGACUGCAGUCCCUGGCAUAAAUGGUUCUCCACAUGCAGCUUUGGAGUACAGCCACAGCGGCCGUGAGUCAGCCAUCUAUGAUAUCCAAGAGCACCGGCGCAGCCUGGUGGGUCACCCUGGGGACUGUAAGUCUGUGCCUCCCUAUAUGGCGGAGGACAACAUGUUCAGUGAUUACAUCAGCGAGGUGGAGAGGACUUUUGGCAACUUGCCCCUAAAGGACAGCAACCUGUACCAGGACCAUUACCGGCACCACCACCCGGCCUCGUCACUGGGUAUGUCCGGCCCCCCACCUAAUAGGCCGCGUAGCUUAGGCAGCGCUAGUUCUUUGGAGGGUGGCAUGUUCGACUGCGACAGUUUGGGUGGAGGGGUAGCGCCUAUCUUCACUACCCAACCACGUCCCUCUAUGACCCACAGGAAUACAAGUAAAUUCGACCUGAUUGCUGGACACACCCUUAAGGAUUCUGGUCAAGGCGCAUUCAAAGGAAGCAACGCUUAUGGAAGGUUUUCUUUCAAAGGAGGCGCAUCCAGCACAGGGCUCAUUGGGGGUCAUGAAAGAUAUUGUGGUGGGGGUGGGGCGGGCUCGGGAAAUGAUGACGGGAACAUUCGAUCUGAUGUAUCGGACAUCUCCACGCACACCGUCACCUAUGGAAACCUGGAGGGCAACGCCAGAAGACGUAAGCAGUACAGGGACAGCCUGAAAAAGAGGCCGGCCUCUGCCAAGUGCAGACGGGAGCAGGACGAGAUAGAACUGAACGCCUUCAGAAGGAGACCCCACCACCACACCGUCCACCACCACUUCCCCUACGGGCCUCUGGCUCACCGCACGGUCUCACCUCCCCUGGAGCGGAAAAGGGGAGGAGGAGCCGGUAAUUCUUCACCUUUCUUAUUCCGCAAAGACAAAGACAGCCAGAGGGAUUUCUAUGCGGACCAGUUCCGCUCCAAGGAGGGCAAGGCCAAGUGGGAGCAAGAAGGUGGAAGUGGAGGAAGCGGUGGGGGCGGUGGUAGCGGUGGUGGUAUUUGUCAAAGCUUAGUUCCUGUGGAAGACUUCCUCAAAGGAAAAGGAAAGAAGCAGGAGAGCAAAAGUGGGGUUGGUGCAAUGUCAGCUGGGCAACAAGCCCAAACUUGCUGGGAAAAGGGGGUUUCUGGGCUUGGGGGAGGAGGCAUAGCAGGGGGUGAUUGGGAAUGUCGUAACUGCCACAGUGUGUGUCAUCAUGGUGCAGGUGUAGGAGGAGGCGGCACGUGCCCAGCUAGUGGAGUUGCCGGUGGCAGCAGUCGCCCCAGCUCUGCUACGUGUAAACGCUGUGACUCCUGCAAGAUGCAGCCAAGCAACCUUUACAACAUCAGCGAGGAUAUCAACAUGACGUUCUCUGGAGGGAAGAGCAGCGUAGGACCCAACCAAACCCAAACUCAGGUUCAGCGAAGAAAGCUAGGGCCAGGUGGAAAGGUGUUACGGAGGCAACACUCCUACGACACAUUUGUUGAUCUGCAAAGAGAGGGAGCCAGCCGCAUGGGAGGGGCCGGUGGGGGCGCUGGCGGGCAGUUUCUUCAGCCCCGAAGCGUGAGCUUGAAAGACAAGGACCGUUUCAUGGAAGGUCCUAGCCCCUAUGCUCACAUGUUUGAAAGGUAUGCAGGUGAGAGGGAGUCCCCAUUGUUUGGAGGAGUAGGUGGUGAUAGGACUGCAGGAGGUUCUUCCUUCAGUUUGUUCCGUGGGGGUGAAGGUGGGUUGCAUCGACGUUCGGUGGGAGAAAGAGACCUGAGGGACAGAGAUAGAGCUAUGAUGGGAGGUGGGGGCUGUGGUGGUGGUGGUGGUAGUGGCAGAGGGGCCGGGACUUACUCGUUGUCUAAAUCUCUCUACCCAGAUAAGGUGAACCAGAACCCCUUCAUCCCAACCUUCGGGGACGACCAGUGUCUAUUACACGGUGCCAAACCAUACUACAUCAAAAAACCACAGGCGCAGCAACAGCAACUUCUCAACAACAACCGAGGAGGUGAAUUCCGUGGCUCCAUGGGAGUGACUUCCUAUUUGCCCGCAUCUGCUACAGCUGGCGUGAUGUCUAAUGUGGGCACGAGAUACCCUAAAGAAAUGUGUCUGGGAGGGCCCAUGGGGAACAACCAUGGGGCCAACAAACUUCUUCCUGGAGGCAGGGACACGUUAGGUCUGGGGCAGGGACAGAGACCCUUCAAUGGUGCCAGCAAUGGACACGUAUAUGAAAAGCUCUCCAGCAUUGAGUCCGAUGUCUGAUAGUGAAGUCAAAGUAAGAGGAAAAAAAGACAAAAAGUGGCUAUGAGGGAGAAGUGCAACCCCACCGCAGGAUGAGAUGUUUGCAGAAAAAUGAGGAGACACAAAAGUUUGUGUGUUGAUCCCACUGCAGUGAAAUGAAAAGAGUUGGAAAAACAGUAAAAGCGCUGCUGCAGGAAGCAAAGGAGACGUGUUCGAUUAUGAAAAGACCGGAUUUUGGUGUUGCUCCAACGCAACAGACAGGUCUGGAAAAGACGAAGCACUGGAGGGAGGGAUGCUGGGAGUUGGAAAAGGUGAAAUCAAUUCUCCAAUCUCUUCUCUCUCCACAUGCUGGUAUCUUAGUCUCUCCCUUACAAUUUCUCAAGACCAAAACACUUUGUUUUUCAAUGGAAUUACAAUCAUGAAUGGGAAAUCUAUACUUUUGCUGAAGUAACAGGGUAAGCUAAUAAAAAUUGUAAUGACGAUGUUGAUACUGUCGUUAAUUAUUAUUCCAGUGUUAAAUGACGAUUGAUUUGUAUUGUUUUGAAUUUUUAUUUAUAUAAAUAUUUUAUGUUAUAUAUUUGUAUGAUGUUAUUUCUUAGCUUCCUGACAUUGCAGAAGACCGACUGAUCAAUCAACAGUGCAGAUCUUUUUUGGAUUCCUGUGUUGAACUAUUUUUUGCUCUAAAUUAUCCAUGUUUGCUUUUUUUUUUUUUCUUCUAUUACCGUGAAGUGUAUUUAAAAGGCAUGACUUACAGAGUACUUUGUAUGUACUUGUAAAUUUGUUAGGAUCCGUUUUUUCUUUUUUUGGGCUAAAGAUGUAACAAAAUCAUACAGAUUUUUCAUUGUUUUCAUUAAUUUCUGCUUUACAGUACCAAAAGGGUCUGACAGUUUGAGCUGGAUGUGCCUUAAAAGGACUACCACUGAUUUUCCUAUCGUCUUCUUUAGGACAACAGAUGUACUUGAAACAACCAAUUGCAAUGAAGGAUUGAGGGAUUUAAAGGAUUAGCAAACAAAAAUGAAGAAAAUUCCUACUUAAACGCAAGCUUUUCUCUUUAUUUUACAACACAAUAAAUCUGAAAUACCAGUAAAAUUUCCCCCCACAACUCAGCUCUUUGUAACUGAUGACCCAAAACCUUGCUAUCAUUGUAAAUCUAAUGUAAAUUGCGUUUAAUGUUCUCGUCUUGUUCUCACGCUGCCUCAUUGGGUCGAACUCAAUUGGCUAUGACAUUUGCCAUUUGGGAGUAUGAAAUAAUGGACCCUCUGACGAAAGCUUUUAUUGCUGGAAUGAGCUGUAAAUCUUUUUGUGACUGCUGUAAGAAGGUCACACCUGAGUGAGAGGAGGAGAACAAUGAUUUAACAUUUGCACAAUAGGCCUUUAAAUAGCCUGAUACCAUUUUAGUAUGUUGUUCCUAGCUAAGCUACAAAUGUGCGUAAAGGCUAAAAAAAAAAAAA